GCCGAGGUAACACUACCCAGCUUCACGUUCCCCAGCAGCUGAGAACCAACACACAGAGACUCUGCGUAUGUCUUAAGGAGCUGCGGUGUUUAUUCAUGGACAAACUGAAGCCUGCACUGUACAUUUACACGGAAAAUCCUGGAGCUUUCUUCGUGGAUAAACCGCACACCACACCACUGCGCACGCACCCUGAUGGAUGGCCACACAACAAAACUGCUCAUCUAAACCAGAGGGCAUCUCAUCUCCGGAGCAUCAGGACGCGUUUAACCACAAGAGAGGAAUAAAUAAUCAUCUGGCACAUUUUUCCCUGUGUCGCAAUCGAUCCCAGAGCAGCUCCAUGUUAUGUUAAAGUGUCAGGGCUGAAAUAGCUCCGGGCAGCCGCCGGAUCGACUGUUUCAUUUGCGCAGCUGCAUAUCCCACUUUUGUAAAACUGACCGGGGCUGCAGCAUCAACACUAAAGUACCAGCUGCUUUUACCGCAUCCUCUCCGACUCUGGCACUCUCCUCCGGCUGCUGCUGCGUGUUACUGCGCCCCGGUGCAAAGGAGCAUCGAGGAGACAAAGAAAGGAGGAGGCAAUGCAAUGAUUGCAGAGGGGUUUUAAUCGUGGAUACAAGGAACAGAGGACCGUGGGGAAACGGGCUUGUUGUUAAGGCUCCAGCGGUGUUCAGAGCUGCGCAGUGGUAGUGGAGGUUGGUCAUGGUCGGACGGGGACUGUGGGUAUGUAAACCCCGGUUUGGAAAGCGAGGCAGCAGGCUUGGUGCUUUGCCGUAUCUGUGCGUGGCGGUAGCGAGCGCAGCCCUGCUGGCUCUGCUCUUCGUGGACUUCAUCGAGUUAUGGGUCACCUCCAUGGGCAUGAACACGGUGGUGGAGCCGCACGCAGGCAUCAUCCCCCCGCAGAGCGUCCCUCCCACCAGACCCGAGGAGUUCCUGCUCAUGCCCAGCCCGCUCGUGUGCCAGCGUGCCAAGCCCUACCUCAUCACCAUGGUUACCUCGGCUCCUGCCAACCAGAGGGCCCGUCAGGCCAUCAGGGACACCUGGGGAGGGGAGGUGGAGGUGAGGGGCCUGCGGGUCAUGACCCUCUUCAUGGUGGGUGUGGCCUCUGACCCCGGACUGGCCAAGCUGCUGAUAGAGGAGGCCAGGGAGCGAGGUGACCUGAUUCAGGGGCGUUUCCUGGACACCUACUCCAACCUCACCCUGAAAACGCUGUCCAUGCUGGGCUGGGCCCGCCGGUUCUGCCCUCAGGCUCACUUCAUGGCCAAAGUGGACGAUGAUGUCCUGUUCAACCCCAGCGCCCUUCUGCACUUCCUGAACAAGAGCCGUAACCCCUACGAACAAGGAGACCUGUACCUUGGCAGGGUGCAUCUCCAUGUGGCUCCGGACCGUGACCCAGAGAGCAAGCACUACCUCCCCUCAGGGGCCUACCCGCCUUCUGUCUUUCCAGACUAUUGCAGUGGUACAGCUUAUGUUCUGUCCCGCUCUGCAUUGCUCAAGAUUUCCCUGGCAGCCUCCGCAUCACCUUUAUCCACCCCGCUGCCCCCUGAGGAUGUGUUUGUCGGUCUGUGUGCCCGGACAGCUGGAGUGCUGCCCUCGCACUGCCCGCUCUUCUCUGGAGGCCCGGCUGUGCCGUACGGACGCUGCUGCUAUCAAGCCAUGGUGUCCAUCCACCAGAUCCCACCUAGGGAGAUGCUGCACUACUGGGCUGAUGUCCACACAUCGCAGCCCUGCUCCUGGCUGGGCCUACGUGCAUCUCUGGGGCUCUGCAAAGUCCGGGCGAUGCUGGGGUCAGCUCUGGGGCUGGAGCAAGGGUUGUGAGGAAAAGAGGAUGAUCAGCUGGUUGUAUGAAGAAUUGUCACAGUAGUAUUUAAGCUAUCUUUAGACUGUUACAGCACCCUUCAUUAGUACACUGACACAUAUUGUAGAUGUAGAACAGGCAACACCGGCAUGCUUACACAGUAAGGAAAUACAGCUGCUUAUGUGAUGAAUGCACAUUGGAACAAGUAUUUCUAUCAACAAAGUCUGACAUCUAUAGGCUGCUACCCUCACAUAUAGAUAUAUAUAUAUAACACCUUACUAUUACCAGGUACUUCAAGUGUAGAUGUUAGUCUAUUAAGAUGCCUAAAUGCAUGAUGCUCCAAACAAUUGUACAAUAGAUAUCAAACCACAGGCUUCAAAUACCAAGUAGGAAGGAAGUAAUACGAAUAUUUGCUAAAACCUUUAUGUUGAAACAGAAAAAUAAUCACCUCAGUACAUGAAUAUAAAUAUGCUGUUUUUCAGUAGUAAUAAUAAUGACAUGAUGAUAUGUGCAACCUAGCAUUAACUUGACAGCUGAAACUGGAGACAGUAAGAUGUGUUCAGUUUUGUGAACAGACAGCAGAGGAGUUUAAUACUUUGUCUUUGGAGGCUCUGCUGCCUCACAUCAGCUGCGAUCGGAAAUAUAACCACGAGACUGACGUGACACACAGCUAUAAUCCCACUGAACUGUAGUAUUUAUUACCUUUCUCUGUAAUAGAGAGAUUAGACAUUUAAGUAGAGCGUUAAUGACAGCUUUGCGGCGGUGUGUUUGGUCUGAGUAUGUUUUAAAAGACAGUUUACAAUGUGUCAGGAUGAAGCCUCAGGCUGUCUUACCCCGCCCACAAUGUAAACAAAGAGAAAGAUGGUGUGUUUACACUCAGGAAACAUGUGUUUGAAUGGAAUACUGUCACCA
Molecule: messenger RNA, 2704 nt
Organism: Epinephelus fuscoguttatus (brown-marbled grouper)
Lineage: Eukaryota; Metazoa; Chordata; Actinopteri; Perciformes; Serranidae
Gene: b3galt4
Product: UDP-Gal:betaGlcNAc beta 1,3-galactosyltransferase, polypeptide 4
Exons: 2
Coding region: 697-1812 (371 amino acids)
Cellular component (GO): membrane
Molecular function (GO): N-acetyl-beta-D-glucosaminide beta-(1,3)-galactosyltransferase activity
Source: RefSeq, a predicted model, not a curated record